UAGAGCUUCCUCACACAAAAAUGUUAAGCUGGUAUUUGUGGGCGAGGGCAGGAACGGGUGUGGGAGAGUGUGUGAGAGUGUGAGAGAGAGAGAGAGGGGGGGAGGCAGGGACACACACACACACAGGAAACGCCUUUCUACCACAACAAAAACGACGCCAUAGUAGACAUUACGACGGUGCUCACACUGUGGGUGAUGGACGCCUCUGCCUGCUCCUGCUUCCCUCCCCGCACCCUCAGAUGUACAAGUACUGGUACUGAUGUAUCGUAUACAGUGCAAAAUUGAGUGGUAACAUCACAUAUCAAUUUUAGAAAACUUAUGGUCACUUAAACCUUUUUGGUAAAAUAUCCAAUCAUGGAAGUGGCACCGCCUCAAUACCCAGGCAGAACUCAUACAGCGAGUCAGACUGUUCCAGAACAUCAGCUGCAGCCGCAACAACCACAGCAGCAACAACAACCGCAACAGCAGCAGGAACAGCAGCAGCAGCAGCAACAGCAAAUCAUUCCCCAAAUUGGAAUGUGGUUGCAAGCAACUGAGAAACCUUACGAAUGUGACGAAUGUAGUAAACGUUUUGCCCAAGAGAGUCAUCUCAAUAAUCACAUAGUAUGGCAUCGAAAAGUAAAAAGGUUCGAGUGUGAGUUGUGUAAGAAACGGUUUACUAUGGAAAGUCAUCUUGACAGCCAUAUGAUUGUCCAUAGUGCUGAGAAAAACUUUAAGUGUGAAAUGUGCGAUAAAAGAUUCACCAUGGAAAGCCACCUAAAUGGUCAUAUGCUUGUUCAUAGUCAAAUAAAGAAAUUUGAAUGUGAAUUAUGCAACAAAAGAUUCACUAUGGAAACACAUCUCAGAAGUCACAUGCUCACUCAUGUAAAGGAGAAAAGAUUUGAAUGUGAAAAAUGUGGGAAACGAUUUCUACAGAAAAGUCACCUAAAUAGCCAUAUGAAUGCACAUAAUGUAGUGAAAAAUUUUGAAUGUGAAGUAUGUGGUAAAAGAUUUGCAUUAGAAAUUCAUUUGAACAGUCAUCAUCUUAUACAUACAAUGGAAAAAAAGUUUGAAUGUGCUGUGUGUAGCAAAAGAUUUACAAUGGAAAUUCAUCUUAAUAGCCACAUGCUUGUACACAGUGUAGAGAAAAAGUUUGAGUGUGUCAUUUGUGGAAAAAGAUUCUCAAUGGAAAGUCAUCUCAAUAGCCAUAUGGUUGUUCAUAGUGAGAAAAGAUUUGAGUGUGAGGUUUGUGGCAAGCGAUAUACACGAAAGAGUCAUCUAAACAGCCAUAGGUUUGUGCACAGUGAAGAGAAAAGGUUCGAAUGUGAGGUGUGUAGGAAAAAGUUCUCCCAAAGAAGCCAUCUGAGCAGCCAUCGAGUUGUACACACAGAGGAGAAAAGGUUUGAGUGUGAAGAAUGUGGUAAACGCUUCAUUCAGGAAAUACAUCUAAAUAGUCACAUGUACGUACACAGUGCUGAAAAAAAAUUUGAGCGACAGGAAUGGGCAACAAAUAGAGUGCCUCAAGAAAAUCAUGUCAAUGGGCACAAGUUUAUCCACAACGACAUGAAAAGAUUUGAAUGUGAUGAUUGUGGAAAGAGAUUUUCUAUGGAAAGUCAUCUGAACAGCCACAGAUUUGUACACACUCAGGAAAAAAGCUAUGGAUGUGGUGAAUGUGGGAAAAGAUUCAGACAAGAAAUCCAUCUUACUAGUCACCAGUUUGUACACAGCGAAAAGAAAAGAUUCGAGUGUCCAGAAUGUGGGAAAAGAUUUACACAGGAAAGUCAUCUGAACAGCCACAGGUUUGUUCAUAGUGAGAGAAAGGGUAUUGAUUAUGUCGAGUAUGUGAAACAGGCACCUGUAGUCAUUCCCCAGAAGAUUCACCAUAAUGGUCAUAACAGCCAUGUGAUCAUGCCCACUGAAAAGAAAACAUUUGAUUAUCAAGAAACUACAAAAAUGUUUCCCCAGCAACCAUAUCAACCACCACAUGCUUAUGCCCAGUGGGAACAGGUUCGGACUUUGUGGUCAUUGUAGCCACAGGCCAAUGUAAAAAAGCCUCCAGACUCCUAACUCGAGUGGUGAAAUUAAUAUCAUGUUCCUGAUGACAAUUGAAAAAGUGGUGAAAUUCCAUUUGCAGUCUCAUUAAGUUCUCAGAGGAGAACUUUAUCCUUAUGCAGGAGCCUUAACAUCAUAUACAUAUAUGCAUUAGUUUAUUUCAGUUAUGUUUUGAGUUCAUUACCUGAAAUAACUUGCAGUAAUUUUGUAUUACUGUACAGUAUUGCCAAUUUUUAUUUUUUUAAAUUUGACUAUUGUUUUAACUAUUAAGAAACUAAAUAUUCAUGUACAGUGUAUGUACCAGAUGUGUAUCUUGUAAGAAAAGUAUGUUCUGGGCAGAAUUAAAUAUUCUCAGUCCAAUUCCCUUUUCCACAUAAAAUUGUUGUUUAGCAAUACAUACAGAAGUUUUGAGUUAAUGCCUGAAUAUAAUACAUACACACACAUACACACGACAGUUGACAGCUGGGCCGAAAGAGCAGAAUUCAACCCUCACAAGCACCGCUAGGUGAAUACACACACACACACACACACACACACACACACACACACCAGGGAUAUACAUAAAACGUAUAUAUCUAUAGUGUGUGUAAUUAUUUAUAUAAAUAAUUUAGUGUUAUCCCGCCAAACACAUACCGAAACUACGACGUUGGUACAACGUUCGAACAAGUUUUAACACCUAACCAGUUACAACAACCAAUAUAGCAAGUUGUAAAAACGUUCUAAUACGUCAUAAACACAUUAAGCCAAGAUGUAACAACUUUAUUACAAGUUGUAACAAGCGGAAAAUAGAGACAGUUUUGGUUUGUGUUUCCAGGGAUUACACGUGCAUACUUACGUACAUGUACAGACGAGUCUACCUAAUUCACACAGUUUGGGAUGAGCCAUUGUGUCAUUAUAGAUAAUUUGCAAAUGAGGAUUAUCAUACACCCAGGAUUUAUAGGUACUAGUAGAACAUUGUCUACAUUGCAUUUUUUGUACUGUAUACUGUUCUUUAUAUAUUUUUGAAAAUAUAUGUAGUGGUCUACUCACAAAAAUGCAAUACAGUAUACUAUUGCUAAUUAAAUAUCAAAUACUUGGAACUACAAGAUUAUUGGUGAAGUAUAAGUGUCCAGUUAUUUCUUAUGAACACUAGAGGGAGUGAUUCUGUAACAGAAUCAUAUAAAUGCAUUAUUUAGCAGGAGUCAGUGGAGGAAGUGGGCCCAUGAGAGAUGAGUAGGAAGCGGGCCCGUGAGAGACAGAGGGAGAAAGUGGGCCCGUGAGAAACUGGGGGGAAGAAAGUGGGCCCCUGAGAGACCGAGGGAGGGAGUGGGUGGGUUUCAUGAGAGAGGUUGCCACAUGAAUCUUGUUUGCCUUUGGUAAUUCAUUUUAAAGUUACAGUAUUUUGGGAGUGUAGUACAGAGCGAGUACAAUUACUUAGGCGUUACAGAAAAAGAGGUAAAGUAUUCUCAUGCAAUCUUGUCGUCCCCAUAAUAAUUUUUACAUGAGGUUUUGAAGCUUGUGAUGGUUUUGGCAUACAGUACUCAUUUAUCUUUAUGGGUCAUAUUAUUCUGUUUGCAAAAGAGAAUUUAUGUGUAUGUUUUGGCGCCUAAUUUUAUUUAUGACCUUUUGUUCUUAAUGUUGCAAUUUUAAAAAGUUCUUGCUUAACAAUUUUGUUGAUUCCUGUCACAGUUUUGUCUACUUUUGUCUACUAGCGAUGGCAUACUUAAUGCCACUUACCUCUCCCUACAGUUCUUGUAUUUUUAGGUCCUGGAGCCAUUUAGAAAUUAAUUUUUCAUCUGUUCUAAUUUAUUAUAUUUUUGAGAUAACCACCAUUGUGUGAGCAUUUAUUAUUAUUAUUAUUAUUAUUAUUAUUAAUGAAAUAUUUAAUACAAUCAAUUUAUUGGUGAGACAAACAUGUACCUGUGGCAAGAAGUAAGUGACAGUCCAUAAUUUAUGGAAUAUGAGAGCUUGCAGUUUUGCCAAGCAUACUUUUAGCAAACUUUAUCCAAUUUUAAUAAAUACCUGUAUAUAGUUCAGACUGUAUUGUAGGUAAUGCUAAUUAUACUCAGAACUUUUUAUAUAUUAGAAUUUUCACUAGGAUCUCUGUUGAUUGUAGACACUGUAUGUAUAUUAGGAAGACUUGUCUGUGCAUCAUGUCGAGACACAUUGGGAAUUAACCUAAAUAUGCAGCGCAAUAUUGUUUUAUCAGAAUAUCUAGACUAAUAGAAGAAUGAUGAAAAAGUUUGUAGGGUACUCGCCAAGAUUAAAUACAGUACAUUGUUCUACUUUGUAUGUAAAUGUUUUGAAGGUGUUAAAUUGGCUUUUAAUUUUUGUGGUUGCAGCAGCCAUCCUGAUACUCUUCUGUCUCUCUCUUCUUCUCUACACACUUUUGCCUGUAAAGUUUCCACCCUGUCUCAUGAGUACACACUACUAUAGCCAUUCCUAUUAACCUUCCUUUAUCACUUUUGAGCAUCACAUUUAAAGAUGUUUCGCUUAGUCUUCAGAGUACGAGUUUUUUUCACUAUCUAGACAACUAGUCAUACAUAGAGACUCCCAGCAAUGCCACUUGACGUAAAUUUAAGCUUUUUGGAAAAAAUCAUCACUACACAUUUCCUACUGUCAUUGCUGCUAGUAGAAGCCUGUAUCAACAUGGUACUAUUAUUUUGAACUGAUAUGGAAGGAUGCUUCAUAUAUUUUCAUGAUAAAUUCAGGCAAGUGAAGAUAAUGAAUAUCUGAAUACCACCUAACAUCAAAACAAUACUUGAUGUGUGUGAGAAGCACUUGAGUGCCACCUUAGGGUGACCAACUGGGACAGUUGGAGUUGCCCAAUUAGCCACGUGCAUUGGCAAGCUUAACCAGAGAACAUUUGACAUACCAACCAAAAGACAAUGUUAUUCGGACAAAUCUUAACAUGGGUAGUCGAUCAAUCUGAAUAAGUGGUGUGCGAAUAUAAAAAAUAUUGUACUGUACAUGUUCAUUAUAGUAAAAUCUUCAUUCUAACAUAUACAUGCAUAUACUGUACUGUACAUGUAUUACAGUACAGUAUUCUACAAUAUAUUUGGGAAACGUUUUCAAAUGAGAGGGACAAUAAUGCAUGUAAAAUAUAAACUCAUUAUUUAUUAAAUGUGUAUCUGAUUUUGAUACAUUUUAGUUCACCAGCUCUGGAGUUGAUUAAAACUUACUGGUGAAUAAUUGAAAUGUAAACAUUUUGUAAAUAGAGGCACAGCCAUUUUUGUCCAUAUUUUUUUUUUUUUUUUUUUUUUUUUUUUUUUUUUUUUU
Messenger RNA from Procambarus clarkii (red swamp crayfish), 5289 nucleotides. RefSeq names its product zinc finger protein 665. Gene Ontology annotation, molecular function: DNA-binding transcription factor activity, RNA polymerase II-specific; RNA polymerase II transcription regulatory region sequence-specific DNA binding. NCBI's taxonomy places the organism in Eukaryota, Metazoa, Arthropoda, Malacostraca, Decapoda, Cambaridae. Gene Ontology annotation, cellular component: nucleus. Gene Ontology annotation, biological process: regulation of transcription by RNA polymerase II. The record is from RefSeq and is a predicted model, not a curated record.